ACCGGUUUAUGAUAAACCAAAGUCAGAGCGAUGUGGGACACAAAAAUAAAACCGGUUUACAUUGUUUUCCUUAAUUAUUUAUAUUCAAAAUUUUCGAUUUGUUUUUUGGGUCGUCCGCCAAAAAUAUUUUCGUCUUUCAAAAACUCUCUCUGAGGUUCUUCGUCGAUGGCGAUGGCGGGAUCAAGCUACAGUGUCUCAACAGAUCAUCAAGUUCCUUCAUCUCUCGUGAAUCUAGGGAAUGGUGCUGGUGUAUGUAUGAUGAGCAAGGCAUGGAAAGAUGGACAAGAACCUUCACUGAUCAGUUUCGUAUCUUCGUUUCUUCGCUCUAACUCUUUCCGUCUUAACUUUGUCUCGAUUUCACCUGAUCUGAUCUUCAACUGUGGGGGUGUUUCUGUUGCUUUCGUUUUUGUGACCAAGUGGGAUUGUUCCAAUGUUGCAUCCAUCUUCAGCAGAGUAAAGAGGCUGAAAGGACAAUUUUCGCAACUUUAUGUUGUUGCCACACUUUCAACUAAAGAGCAGAGUGAUUCUUUCUUGCGAUCUUACUUCCAAUAUGAGAUGGAGUUUGGGAAACCUGCAUUUAUACAAGUCACUGAUGCUGAUAUGGGAUUCGAGAAGAUUGUUAAGAUUGCUCACUCUCGUGGGGUGUGUAAGCAGCAGAAGGUGGCGUCUAAAGUCAAGGUUGAGAGAAAGCGAACAGUGCAGGAUACAGACAUUUUCAUCAGAGUUGUAACAUCAAUACCCAACAUUAACAAACAUGAUGCAAACACGCUAUACCAAGCUAUAGGUUCAAUCGAAGCAAUCGCUAAAGCAUCCAAAGAAGACAUUUUAGCAAACACAGAUCUCUCCUCUGAAAAGGCCGAGACACUCACCAAGUUUUUCCAAGAUCCCGAGUUCUACCUCACCCCCAAAUUCAACUGAUGAUGACUGCAGAAACAGUUGUACGAUCACAACUCUUGGCUUAUUUCCAAUAAAUAAUUUCCUGUUUUAUUUCUUC
Messenger RNA from Camelina sativa (false flax), 994 nucleotides. Its product is annotated as protein PARTING DANCERS. Gene Ontology annotation, biological process: resolution of meiotic recombination intermediates. NCBI's taxonomy places the organism in Eukaryota, Viridiplantae, Streptophyta, Magnoliopsida, Brassicales, Brassicaceae. The record is from RefSeq and is a predicted model, not a curated record.